CCUACACCUCUUCACUCCUCACCUCUUCAAUCACGACCAUGGCAAAGGAACUUGUCCAAGAUGACCGCUAUGUGGCCUUGACUCACGAUUUGCUUGAUGUCAAAUCUAUCAUGGAUCGAGUACGAAGUCCUAAGGCUGGGGCGAUUGUUCUGUUUGCUGGUAAUACGUCACCUCGCACCUCAAGCUUUGCCUUUCUUUCCAUUUCCUUUUCCUCUUUGCUUUUGGCAUUCUGAUCAGAAUCAAGGCACCACUAGAGACAACUUUGGAGGAAAGCCCGUGAAAGAGUUACAGUACACCUCUUAUGAGCCUCUCGCCUUACAGACCAUGAUGGGCAUCAGUCAGUCAAUCCAAGAAAAGCAUUCUCUGACGGCAAUCGCCAUGAUCCACCGACUGGGAACUGUACCGAUUGGCGAAGAGAGUAUUCUGAUCGCGGUUUCGUCUCCUCAUCGCCAAGCGGCAUGGAGAGCAGGCGAAGAAGCUCUGGAAGAAUGCAAAGCAAAGGUCGAGGUGUGGAAGAAGGAAGAAUUCGGGGGCGAUGAGGGUGGUGUCUGGAGAGCAAAUCGUGAUGGUGCCGCUGGUGUACGAAUCGACCAGAGCAAUCACGAGGAACCAGCUCAAGGACCUCAUGGUCCAAUUCUGCGUCCAAAAGUGCUUGGUGAGAGAGGACAUGGACCUGUUGUCCACCCAGGCAACAUUAAGAAAGAUUGA
Hymenoscyphus albidus is the source of this 708-nucleotide messenger RNA. The record is from the annotation of a GenBank genome assembly. NCBI's taxonomy places the organism in Eukaryota, Fungi, Ascomycota, Leotiomycetes, Helotiales, Helotiaceae.